GCGACCUAACAUGUCGAGCUAACGAAUGUUGCAGUUGAAAAUAGCUUCAACUGAGCUUCAGUGCUAACCAUUGUUUUAAACAUCUCUUUUAGGUGAAAAAGGCAAGAAACUAUGUUCUCAAAAAUAGUAUAUGGUUCAUUCCUCAUCUUUCGUUGUCUGGGUGUAGGGUUAGUUUACCUCUCAUGUAACCAUGCAUGUGCAGUGUGCAACUUAACAUGCUUAGAAACAAGUUCAGCAAGUCAACAUGUCUGAUAGGUUGGCUGUCCUUCAGAUUCAGUGUGUGUUUAGGAAAAGUUGUGUGUGUGAAUGUCAUGUCACACCCAAUAUAUCUGAGUAGUCAUAUCUUUUACCUCCACCCUAACGAUUUUGGCAUUUCAGUUUAUAGUUUAUAUUAUACAGGUCACCUGAUAAAGUUUGUUGCCCCGCCUGCCAGCUGUUGAUACACAUGCCACAGCUGCUGUGGUCAAUAUUUAACCUCUAGAUGAGGUAUUUUUGACUGACAUUGUGUGCCUUAUCACUGUCAAUCCUCCCAUUAGGUACACUAACAGUGCUCUAAACAAGUGGAACAUUCAUUGUCUGAAGCUGGUGUGCCUUUCCAUGAUGGAACAAUAAUGAGGCCCGGUGAAUAGCCUGACAUGACGGCAAAAAUGCCAGUGCCUGAACGCACAGUCUGCAUGGGUGAAUUGGCGUUAGACAUCUUGCAACCGGAGCACCUUUACAAAACACCCUGACGGUCGGUGUCUGUGGGCGUCAGCUUCCUUCUGGUUCUACUUCCUGGCUUCUGUUGUUGCUCAACACUUUCUCAUCUCCUCUUAGGAGGGGCAGAAUGCUUUGAGUAGUCAGAGUAAUUUCUUCAGCUGUCUUGGUAUAAUGCAAGCACAUGUGCUUCUGGAGUUUACUUGAGCGAGGCACUAAAUCCAUGCUGGGUCUUGGAAUGCUUUGCAGUGGACUUUGACCUCACUGCAGAGACAGACAGUGGAUAAGAGGAUCUCCUCACAGGAAUAGGUGUUAAAACAUCACUUAAGAAAAGACGUUCAGCCUCCGAUUGGGCCUCUGGAGUGCCCCUCCCCUUCGCCACCCCAGUACCAUGCUGGGUACACUCCUGCGGAGGAACAUGUCCCAGAAGCUGAGUGUGCUGCUGGUGGUAUUCGGCCUGGCGUGGGGACUUAUGCUGCUGCGCUACAUUGUGCAGCAGCCUCGCCAUCAGAGCAGUGCUGAACUACGUGAGCAGAUCCUGGAGCUCAGCCGGCGGUAUGUCAAGGUCCUGACAGAGGAGAACCAGAAUGCACCAGGUGGGCCGCAGGGAACCUCCAUGGCUGGUUAUGCUGACUUGAAGAGGACUAUCGCUGUGCUACUAGACGACAUUCUGACGCGGCUGGUCAAACUGGAGGGGAAAAUCGAGCUGGCGGGCAAUUCCUCCUCCACUAACACCUCCCAUGCAGCUGGGGGCGUCCUCGCCUCUGCUAGCGCUGCCCUACAGAAAUCCUCAAAGCAGGAGUCACAUGGCAGCCACCCAGGGACGUCACGCCUUCACCCCCACAUCCCUAAUAGGCCUAGGCCACAUCAAGGAGCAUAGUCUUGAUAGAUGUAUUGAUUUUAACUUUUUUUUUUUUUUUUUUUAGCACAGCACACUUUUCCAGCAUUUAUCACUGAUGUUACAACAUCAGACAAAUGAAAAGCAAUAGAGAGACAAAUGGACAUCCAGAAAAUUUGGGAUGCUUCUCAGAAAUGUUCAGCCAACUCAGAGGGAAGAGGGACUUCUUUAUGCUCUGUCUUAUCAUAUGCUGAUAUUUAUUUAUUUUUUACCAAGACUAUCCAGCACAUGUUUUUAUAUUUGCAUUGCUGAUUUUAUUUGGAUUAGAUUUUUCUUUUUAUAAUGCCAUAUUCGAAUCUUAUGACUGUUCAAGCAACUGCAGUGAGGUAUAAAUACUCGUGGAACUGAACCAGAUUCUCAUAUGCUUCAUCAUAAAAAAUAAUGGCUUGAAAUACUCCCCUAUCUACAUCAGUAAACUACUUUACAAUACUGCUUCAAUAUAUCAAAAUGCUGAACUUAACAGUACACUCAUGAUAGUUAGGAAUAGCUGGUUUGUCAGGUUUUAGCUGGUGAAGUCGCUAAUUGCUGUAUGAAGAAGAUUCUACUUUUAGCUUACACAUAGUUUUAAGAAUAAUUAAAAUGUAUAGUUCGCCAGAUAAUCCAAAGAAUGUUAUUUGCACUUCAUCUGAAGGCAGGAUAAUGAUGUAUUUACAAUUGCUGGAAGACAGUUUGAGGGUUAUGAAGAAUAUGAUGGGAUGAUGCCUAUUUGCCACUGUAAACAUGAGUGUGUGUGUUCUUUGUCUCAAAUCCAAUGGCGCCCUUGUCCAGUGUUGACAAAUGUUUGAUUUAGGUGUGUAGCAGAUUGAAUGUACUGUUUGUGUAGUCAGUCUUAAGCCCUUUAGUGCUGUUAAGAUGCCUGACCUACUGCUUACACAUGUUCAGGGUUCAUGUUGCACUGUGACUCUAUAGAGAUUUUCUAAAAAUACUGGGCUCAUCCAGCUCUGACUUGAGGGAUAUUUAGGAAGGUGAAAGUCAGGCUCUGGAGUAUUCAUUCUUCCAGACUUUCUGGUGGUCCUGAGUAUGGUUUCCAUAAUACUGAGAAGAUCUGGCACCUACCCAAAGGAAAAAGAUCUUUAAUUUUCACAUCAUGAUGUGAUACUUUCAUCUGUACUUCUUAAAUAUGAGGCAAAAAAUUGCUUCAUAAUGUUGCUUAUAAAACUUAAAUAUACAUGAAGGCCUUUAGACUGAAUUAUCAAACUGUGGUUUGACUAUGCUGUGUCUGCUUUGCUUCAUAAUGCUAAAGUAGAAAAGAUGGUGAGCCGGUCAGCUGCUGUGAGAUAGCUUUACUAAUAAAUUGACCUUAUGGAAAAAACUAUCUCCCCUCAUUUAAAUUUAGGUUAUUGCUGUACAUUAAAUGUGAGGGGGGGAAAUGUGCCUGGUGUCAUUUAGGAGAGCAUGUACCCCACAAGACAAUUAAUCCAGUUCAGUUGCCAAAGAGGGCAUCCCCUGUUCGAGUGUGUGUGAAUGUUUAAGUGAAUGUAUGAAGAUGAGUUUGGGGUUCGUUAAGUUUUACUGACUACACUGCAAACCUUUGAGGGCCUUGAUGAUAUAAUCACUAGUGGAAGAACUAUUCAUAUCCUUUAGUAAAAGGACUAAUACCACACUUUGGAGAUUACUCAUUUUUAAAUAAAUUCCUGCAAAUGA
Messenger RNA from Centropristis striata (black sea bass), 3238 nucleotides. It is a transcript of the gene ccdc126, whose product is annotated as coiled-coil domain containing 126. The coding region runs from base 1088 to 1576 and encodes 162 amino acids. The record is from RefSeq and is a predicted model, not a curated record. NCBI's taxonomy places the organism in Eukaryota, Metazoa, Chordata, Actinopteri, Perciformes, Serranidae. The transcript has 3 exons.